Molecule: messenger RNA, 559 nt
Organism: Aspergillus campestris IBT 28561
Lineage: Eukaryota; Fungi; Ascomycota; Eurotiomycetes; Eurotiales; Aspergillaceae
Product: pH-signaling protein PalC
Exons: 2
Coding region: 12-299 (95 amino acids)
Biological process (GO): cellular response to pH
Cellular component (GO): plasma membrane
Source: RefSeq, a predicted model, not a curated record
GGGUGAUUGAGAUGUUGGAGGUGAAAUGGGUGAGGAUGAAUGAUACUAUAAAUACUCAGCUCAUUCCCCCGUCCAGCGACCUGCUGAACAGCCUUCCGUCCGGGCGUGACAUUCAUUCGCCGCCAGGCCCGUACAAGCUGCCGGCUUUGGACGACGAGCAGCUGGCGCAAAUGCGGGCACCUCCGGAUGAUACCGGGAGUAUCAGUGGUGAGAGCGACGAGGAGGAAGGUGACGAGGGAUUGGGAGAGACGCACACGCCGGGGGCGUACCCGGAGCGGACGGAGAGUGCAUAUUAUUGACAUAGUCUCUCGAUUUUUUAAACCGUGUUCCCUGGUGUUAUUUGGAUAGAACCCGACAGCUCUAUAAGGGCCGGAUCGAAUAUAAUAUAGCAGCACAUACUACACUGUCCAUGCCGUACCUAGCAACCGGUAUCUUCAAUCCAUUGCCAGCCAAAGACUUCAACCAGCAUUGGCAUCUAUAUCCACCGGAAGGAAGCCCCAGCUGAACAUCUACCACCGGACACGAAGUGAUAAUAAAAAAGUUUAUAAAUAAAAUACAA